AUGUCUGAAGACGUCGAAUACAACUUUAAAAUAAUCCUCGUAGGUGAAGGUGGUGUAGGCAAAAGCAGCCUCAUAAGACGAUACAUACACAAUCAAUUCGACUUCAAUAAUCCUAUGACUAUCGGUGUAGAUAGUGAAAUGAAAAGAUUGACCCUUGACGGACACUCUGUUAUGCUUCAUUUAUGAGAUACAGCUGGACAAGAGAAAUUUGGGUCUUUAACGUCGCAAUUUAUAAGGGGAAGUCACGCAGCAGUGCUAGUCUAUGACAUUACAAAUCAAAAGUCUUUUCAAAACUUAUUUAGAAGGUGAAUUGAUAAGGUAAGAGAAUGAGGCACGAAUAAUAUGGUCUAUAUGCUGAUAGGAAACAAAGCAGAUGAAGAGGAGAAGAGACAAGUCACACAAGAGUUAGCAGUAAAUAAAGCCAAGGAAAAUAAUAUGCUUUUCUUGGAAACUUCCUGCAUGAAUUGCUUUAAUGUGGAAAAAGCUUUCCAAGAAAUCAUUGGACAAAUGUGGAAUAAAAAUAGAAUAGGCAGCCAAAAUUUAAACAGUGUCAUAUUGGGCCCAAGGAGAGGGAUUCAAGCUUUGGAUACUGAAGAAAUUCCAAAGAAGCCUAAGAGAAGAUGGUGCUAA
Blepharisma stoltei is the source of this 630-nucleotide messenger RNA. The record is from the annotation of a GenBank genome assembly. Lineage: Eukaryota; Ciliophora; Heterotrichea; Heterotrichida; Blepharismidae.